CUACUUCACAGUCUAUGACAUGACGCUCCACCGAAGGAUAAAUUCGCAGCACGCAAGUCUGGCAUACAAACUCUCCAAAGCCCAAGAUCGCAGUUCUCAACGAUAUACUACACUACCAGACAUGAACCAAAGCACAAUCUUCCUCAUAGUAACAAUCUUCCCAUGUCUCGCAACCUUAGCAUUUCUCUUCUCACUCCUGACCUUCCACCGAACUCAAAGAACCCUACAAACUGGCCGUCGACUCCGACGCCUAGAAGCAGAAGCAAUUCUCACCACUAGUACUGUCGAUCAUCUUGCAGCUCUCGUUGAGAAUGACAGACGGCGCAUUCAGUCCUUGGCCAACGGGUUGCACGCAACGAGAAGGCUUAUGGAGAGACAGGAAGGUCAACGUAACCGGGUGUCAGAAAGUCCAAACACCAGCAGAACUCCCAGAAUACAUAGACAAGUUAGUGCAGAGCAAGCUCAUACUAAUGGCGUCGUACCAGGGCGAAUGGCUGGAAGACUACGUCCUACAGUACAUGCCACGACUCGCCUACAACACCCUGAGGUCAUCACCUCUCCAGGACGGACUCAUUCCUCUGGAGAUGAAGGAGAACACUAUAGAGCAAGUCGGUCAGCUGAUGCCUCAAACACACCAUUACCCUCAUCACUAGACCAGAUCCGAUAUCACAUUUCAAUCCAGAUCGAGUCAGGUGUUGAGCAGUUUGAAAAUGCUUCAAGUGGGGGCUCUGAAGAGGGUGAAGUGAACGGUGCGAGGCAGGAGAUCAACGGCGAAGAUCCCAGUGUGAGUGCCAGAAUAAACGGCGAAAUGGUCAACGGCAAUCCCCAUAGCGAAAGCCAAACAACCCUCGUCGAAGGAGAUGCCGACCGCAAUCUCAACGCAAGCCCGUCACCAUCGUCUCCAUCCCCUUCCAGUAUAUCGUCUAGCUCUGUCUCCCUCCGCAGGCUAAACCCUACACUCAGUGGCGACACUCUCGUUAACACUUAUAGUAGUGAUUCGGACCACGUUCCGCUCUUAGCGAUUCGACGCCGCGUGGUAAUGAGAAGUGCUGCACCGCGUCGAGGGGAAGCGUUGACACCAGCGCAACAUGUGCAGUUAGAGGAUCUCGAGGCGGACCUACGGGAAGCGGAGGGCGGGUGGUGGGGUCUGAGGGACGGAAAUACUGAAGAGGAGAGGACACGCGCGGGCGCGAGUCGGCUUGCUGAUGCGGAGCUGCGUACUGGAGGAAGGCAGGAUGUGAAUCUAGUUGGGAGGGAGGCCUCUGAUUCGGCGGUGAUCGGAGACGACGAGGCAUAUUUAGAUGAAGAAGGAGAGACCAGAGAGGGGACUUGUUAG
Cucurbitaria berberidis CBS 394.84 is the source of this 1336-nucleotide messenger RNA. RefSeq lists its product as uncharacterized. The record is from RefSeq and is a predicted model, not a curated record. The coding region runs from base 20 to 1336 and encodes 438 amino acids. The transcript has a single exon. Lineage: Eukaryota; Fungi; Ascomycota; Dothideomycetes; Pleosporales; Cucurbitariaceae.